Lycium ferocissimum is the source of this 3053-nucleotide messenger RNA. Its product is annotated as heat shock 70 kDa protein 16. Gene Ontology annotation, cellular component: cytosol; nucleus. The record is from RefSeq and is a predicted model, not a curated record. NCBI's taxonomy places the organism in Eukaryota, Viridiplantae, Streptophyta, Magnoliopsida, Solanales, Solanaceae. The transcript has 10 exons. Gene Ontology annotation, molecular function: ATP-dependent protein folding chaperone; ATP binding. Bases 315 to 2576 code for a protein of 753 amino acids. Gene Ontology annotation, biological process: protein folding.
GCGUAAUGUGGGUGUAGACAAACGAAUAAAGGAAUUAUAUUUUCAAAAAUUCCGCUUUCUUUCUUUCUUUCUUUCAUCCGACGUGCAAUUCGGAGACUUUCCCUUUCUUUCAUCCAUACAAGACCACCAAGCUUCUCCAUUGUUAGGGUUUCCUCUCAAAUCAGGUUUGAUUGGUGAACUUUGGAAAGUUUUGUGUUGUGGUAUGUGAUGUCAUGAUUUGGAAAUAGGUAUUAGGUCUGCCUUGAUUUGUGGAUAGAGCUUUGUUGUUUUGUGGUUGGGAUUGUUGAAGGCUAUAUAGCUAACUUUUGUUGGAAAUGAGUGUAGUUGGUUUUGAUGUUGGAAAUGAAAAUUGUGUUAUCGGAGUUGCGAAGCAAAGGGGAAUUGAUGUGAUAUUAAAUGAUGAAUCGAAUCGAGAGACACCAGCAGUGGUGUCGUUUGGUGACAAACAAAGGUUCAUUGGCUCGGCUGGAGCUGCAUCGGCUACUAUGAACCCGAGAUCGACUAUUUCACAGGUUAAGAGGUUGAUUGGUAGGAAAUAUAGGGAGCUUUCUGUUCAAAAGGACCUGAAAUUGCUUCCGUUUGCGACAUCUGAGGGACCAGAUGGUGGGGUUUUGAUUCAUUUGCAGUACAUGGAUGAGAAGCAGAGUUUCACUCCUGUUCAGAUUAUGGCGAUGCUAUUUGCACAUUUGAAGCAAAUUGCUGAGAAGAAUCUUGAAACAGAUGUUUCGGAUUGUGUUAUUGGCAUACCUUCGUACUUCACGGAUUUACAGCGACGUGCUUAUUUAUAUGCAGCGGAAAUCGCUGGGUUGAAGCCAUUGAGAUUGAUGCAUGACGGCACUGCAACUGCACUGGGUUAUGGAAUAUACAAGACUGAUUUUUCAGCUGGGGGUCCAACAAAUGUUGUGUUUGUUGAUGUUGGUCAUUGUGAUACACAAGUUGUUGUAGCAUCUUUUGAACCUGGUCAUAUGAAGAUAUUGUCUCAUGCUUUUGAUAGUGACUUGGGGGGGAGAGACUUUGACGAAGUUUUAUUCAGACAUUUUGCUGCAAAUUUCAAGGAACAGUACAAUAUUGAUGUUUAUUCAAAUGCUAGGGCUUCUAUAAGAUUGAGGGCUGCAUGUGAGAAACUGAAAAAAGUUUUAAGUGCAAAUCCAGAGGCUCCGCUUAAUAUUGAGUGCUUGAUGGAUGAGAAAGAUGUAAAAGGUUUCAUCAAAAGAGAGGACUUUGAGAAACUUUCAUCAGAUUUAUUGGAGAGGAUAAGCGUUCCUUGUCGUAAAGCUUUGCAUGAUUCUGGGUUGACUGCAGACAGGAUUCAUACUCUUGAGCUUGUAGGAUCAGGUUCUCGAAUUCCAGCCAUGGGAAGAAUUUUAAAUUCUGUAUUCAGAAAAGAACCGGGGCGGACAAUAAAUGCUAGUGAGUGCGUAGCACGUGGAUGUGCUCUUCAAUGUGCAAUGCUCAGCCCUAUAUUUCGUGUUAGGGAGUACGAGGUUCAGGAUUCAUUUCCUUUCUCCAUUGGGUUUGCAUCUGAUGAGGGUCCAGUUUGCACCCUAUCAAAUGGCAUAUUGUUUCCAAAGGGCCACAGUUUUCCAAGCAUGAAAGUGCUCACAUUGCAAAGGAGCAGCAGUUUCCACUUGGAAGCAUUCUACGCUAACCAGAAUGAGUUGCCACCUGGUGUAUCCGAUAAAAUAAGCAAAUUUACGAUUGGCCCAUUCCAGAUUCCUCAUUCUGAAAAAGCAAAGAUCAAAGUCAAAAUUCAGUUAAACCUCCAUGGAAUUGUUGCAGUAGAAUCGGCCUGUCUGAUCAAAGAUCAAACAAGUCAUUCUACGUCGGAAAAUAAUGUUGAUACUCAUGCAGAAAAUAUGGAGGGAGAUGAUACAAGGAAAAGUAAGGCUGUUAAGAGACAGGAUAUUCCUGUCAGUGAAAGUAUUGAUGGUGGAAUGACCCUCAUGGAGCUAUCCCAAGCUCAGGAAAAGGAAUGCCAGUUAGCUGAGCAAGACAUCAAGGUGGAGCGAACUAAAGAUAAGAAAAACACCCUGGAGGCAUAUGUCUAUGAAACUCGUAAUAAGCUUUUGAAUACCUACCGGAGCUUUGCUACGGAUUCGGAGAGGGAGGGUAUCUCUAGUAAUCUACAACAGACUGAAGAGUGGCUCUAUGAAGAUGGAGAUGAUGAGUCUGAACAUGUUUAUGCGGAGAAGCUAGAGGAUCUUAAAAAGAUGGUGGAUCCCGUGGAGCAUCGGUAUAAGGAAGAAGAGGCGCGGGCACAAGCAACACGAAAUCUAUUAAAUAGCAUUGUAGAACAUCGGAUGGCUGCAGGAUCACUUCCUGCCAGUGAGAAAGACACUGUCAUUAACGAAUGCCAUAAAGCAGAGCAGUGGCUUCGAGAUAAAUCCCAUCAGCAGGAGGCAUUGCCCAGAAACGCUGAUCCAGUAUUGUGGUCUAGUGAAAUCAAGAGAAAGACUGAAGCUUUUGAAGCGAUGUGCAAGCAUGUAAUGAGGCACAAGUCAUCGCCCCAAAAAACUGAGGAUGGCUCAGGUUCGGACCCCAGAAGUAAAAGGGAGGAUGGCAUGGAUGUAGAUUAAGCUGCAUCAGAGACAAGUAUGAGAGCAGGCAUGACAAAUGAUCAAAUCAAUUGUUAUUGAGGCUGAGAAAACCUCAGCUACUAGAGGCUUAUUGCAAGUUAUCUCUGGUACUUAAAUCAAAUCACAUUCUUUAUUUUGGUUAUAAUCUUUUGUUGUCUAUGCAAAUUUUGCUUUCUUCAUGAUGUGGAUUCACUUCCCCAAGUCAUUAUGUUACCUUAGUGGCCUCAAAAUAUAAAUUGAUUAUGUGCAGAGUUUCUGCUGCUUUUGUGGUUUUUAACCGCUUAUAGGAGGGAUCACACGCUGGAAACAUUUUGUACUUGGACAUUAAGAAAAAAGCUAAAGGUUUUCAUCUGUUUUGUUCUCUGUUUUGAGUAGUGCAAUAGCCUUAGGAGUUGUUUUGUUUGCGGAUAAAGUUAGACAGGAAUUGUAAUGCAGAGAUUGUAAUGCAUGGAUAAAGAAUCAUUUGUAUCUGGUGCA